AUGUGUCCCAUUUCUGAGAACAAUAUUGCCUUGUGGUGCAAGAAGCAUGCAGAUGGAGAAGGUAGAGAUGACCCUAAAUUUGAGGGUCUUGCCCCUUGUGCAGUGACAUGCUCAGAAGGGGACGACGACGACGACGAUGAUGGAGACUAUGACUUUGCUCCGGCUGCAUAA
This is a messenger RNA of Prunus armeniaca (apricot), 171 nucleotides long. The record is from the annotation of a GenBank genome assembly. NCBI's taxonomy places the organism in Eukaryota, Viridiplantae, Streptophyta, Magnoliopsida, Rosales, Rosaceae.